AUGUCGGGUCGCGUCCGAAAACAAUCGGAUUGCCCUGUGGGCAAGCAGGGUCCUAUGAGAGCGACAUUGCCGGUCUCUUCAAUAAUGAAACCAAGUGGCGGAUUAAAAAAAAAUACUGGCAACAGCCCCACUCUUUCACCCACCAAUGUGUGGCGACGGAUUUCCCCUGAUCACGCUCUUUCCGGUCAGAGGAGCCCCGGAGCUGUCAACUAUAAAGGUAAAGGAUCCAGUGUAAUUCGACGCACAGCGUCCUUAGAUACUUUGUAUCAAAAAGGGAAAUGGUCAAGAGACUACUAUCUACAUGCGGGGCAGUUACAAGUUGAUAAAUCCACUCAAACUGAUGAUGGAGGUGGUGUAUCUGGAAGGUCAUCAAGAGGCUCAGAAGAUGAUAAGCUAGAUCGUUUUCUUCGUAGUCGUCUGCAGAGACCACAUAAACCAUCAGGAUCUGGAGAUUUUUCUGCACAUUCUAUGAGUCCUGGACUAUGGUCCCGUUUUAGUGGUGGUGCAGUGCCCUUAAGGGCAGCUCGUUCCUCAGUGGAGGGUUUAAACCAGGAAAUUGAAAGACUUGUACUUUGUCCAGCCAGCGGCACUCAGACUCCUCAUCUUGAUAGAUUAAAGGAUAAGGUGACACCUGAAGGUCACCGAGCUCCACUGGCCGAUCUCCUCCGGAGAUCUGUCAACACUCAAACGCCGCACGAUCUCUGUCACACUGCACACUCCUCAGAUCCACCAUCCCGAGGGUCACUGUCGAGUGCCGGCUCGGCUGAGCUUCUCGCCACAGGUGGAAGUGUCUGUUCGUCUCCAGAUCUCGAUGGCUCGAAACUGGGGACUUCGCCACAGAUCAAUAGAUUCUUGGCCCGUGAACCCCCAGACGGUUGUGAAAAGGUGAACCUGAAGUCGGGCGACGGCACCCACACGGAGUCGGUGUCGGUGAUGAAGCCCUCGGCGCCGGGUUUCACCCUGCGGCCGUCCGUGUGCUCGGCCUUCCAGCCUCUGCAGCCGCACCCCCCGGCCUCCGACUAG
Molecule: messenger RNA, 1023 nt
Organism: Pieris macdunnoughi
Lineage: Eukaryota; Metazoa; Arthropoda; Insecta; Lepidoptera; Pieridae
Source: the annotation of a GenBank genome assembly